This is a messenger RNA of Tympanuchus pallidicinctus (lesser prairie-chicken), 1678 nucleotides long. RefSeq names its product contactin-4-like. The coding region runs from base 285 to 1577 and encodes 430 amino acids. The transcript is spliced from 10 exons. The record is from RefSeq and is a predicted model, not a curated record. NCBI's taxonomy places the organism in Eukaryota, Metazoa, Chordata, Aves, Galliformes, Phasianidae.
AGCCUGGCUCCUUAGCACAAGGUGCCCUGCUCCCUGCGGGAACGGGAUCGGGAUGGACAUCACAACGCCGGGGCGGGAGCGGCUGCUGCAGGCAGAAACCUCCCAGGAGGGAGGAGAGGAUGCAGCAAAGGCAGAGAGGAGCGGCCAGCGGGGAGACCUGAGCCUGGAGCCCAGCCUCAGCACUGCCCUCCAGAGCAGAGCCACCCAGCUCCUCGCAAGCAGUAAUCUAACUUGGAAUUAGUAUUUUUUAAAUACAGCGAUUUUGAAUCUUUUCUUCUCGACGGAUGCUGCUGCACCACCCCGUGGAGCUGCUGGGGAUGCUCCUGGCAGGGAUGCUGGUGCCUUUGAAACAGGCUGCAGAAGUGGAGAGAGCCCUGCAGAGAAGAGUGGCCAUGGUGGGUUCCUCAGUGCUGCUUGCGGGGCCGCUUAACAUCACGCUCAUCCACUCCAUAUGGUGGGAGCACCUCAAUGGCACUGCUUCCCACACCAUCCUGCAGUAUGAGAAGCACAACCUGACCAUCCACAUGCCAUACAUUGCACGAGCCCAUCUGCAUGCGUCCAAUGGAUCUCUCCUCCUGGAGGACCUCCAGGAAAGCGACAGUGGCAUCUACAGAGUGACUGUCAACCAAGCAGAAAGGGAGAGCUUGUCAGUCUUGCUGGAUGUCCUCAAGCCUGUGUCUCACCCUCAGCUCUGGAGCAGUGGCCUGGUGGCCAAGGCAAGUGGUGAGGUACUAUGUGAGGUAGCAGAGGGCAGGGCAGACGUCUUCACCUGGAAGAAGGAUGGGCAGAUGCUUCCCCCGGACAGAAGUUACCACCUCUCUGGAAGCCUCAGUGUUUUGCCACUGAGGAUGGUAAAGAAAUCGGACUGUGGCUGCUAUUCCUGCAAUGCCAGCAAUGGGAUAAGUUGGCAGGAGACCUCCCUGAACGUCACUGUUGCAGGUCUCUCCCCUCCCUUGCAGGAUGUGCUGAGGAUUUCAGUGGUUGCUCUGGUCUUUGCUGCUGUCUCAGGAUGGGGCAUAAUUUUUCCUGUCUGCCAGUCUGAAAAGCUAAGAAUAAGAGGAGAGCUGUGGAGGUGGCUCAGUGCCUACACCUGUGGGCUGGUGUGCAUCUCCUCCAUCCUGGCUGGCACUGCUGGGCUCCUCUGGAUGAGAGAAGAAGGCCCAUCCAUUGCUGUCAUACUGCCAGAGAUUUUCCUUUUGUAUGUGAUUGUGAUCACCUUCGUAGUGGCCUCCACAGUGACUUUCCAGCCUACGAAGCUCAUCCGGCUCCAAAGCACAGCAGCACAGCGCACGAUGGGCUACGCUGCUCCAGGAGGGGUGCUCCUGGUGGUGCUGACAAGCAGCUUCCACAUGAAGAACAUCCACCGGCGCCAUGAAGAAGGCUGCGCGGCAUUCAUGGACGUCACCACCCUUGUGGUCAGCACAGCAGCAGUGUUGGCCCUGCCGAUCCUUGCCAUCUUCCUCUGCUAUCACACAACACAGGGGUGGCUGCAGGAACGUGACUCCAAUUGUGCAGACAUGGAAAGGUCCUUUGAGAUGUCCCUGCCCAUCAGCAAGGAUCCUGAUUUAACCUGCUAGACACUGGGGAUGUUUCCUGUGUGGCUGGCUCAACAUGUUAAUGGAUCUCAGUUUCAUAGGUCUGAGCCUAUGAUAUUGGCGAUAUAAAGCGAUGAAAUUAA